CGUACACAACAAAGUCUCAGCGAAAAAAACUCUAGGAAGAAGGCUACUACCAAAAACAAUGUUAAAGGUUCGAUACACAGAGUGGCCUCCAUGGGCAAUGGAUGUUCCUGCUGGCAACAAAACGGAACUCGAUGGCGUGUUGAAAGAUGUUUUUGAAGCUUUGAGUCAUUCUUUGGAUAUUAAGUUUACAAUACAAUCUCAGGUGGAUCACCAGUUCGGAGCUCUUCAGCCUGACGGUAAUUAUAGUGGCAUGUUGGGAGCUGUACAUAGAAAGGAAGUUGAUAUUGGAGGACCGUUUGUAGCAUCCGAACAAAGAGCUGCUGUUGCUGACUUCACAAAUUGCUUAGAAUUCUCAAAACUUGGAAUGCUAACUGGCAUAAUGUCAACUGAAAGAAAUAUGUUUCUUUAUUUUAAGGUUUUUUCUUGGCAGGUAUGGCUACUUCUUUUUGUGACCAUCGUCAUAGGAGCACUUAUCUCAAUUUUAAUUUAUGACGUUUCUCUCAAUGGGUGGAAAGACAAUCAACUUCUUCUUUUAUCCAGAUAUCUUUGGGUGUUCUGGUGUUAUUUAAUUGGUCACGAUUGCGGUACAACUAAUCACUGGGCUCUUCGAAACAUCUGGUUUCGAAACUCUUUUAGAGUGCUCUUAGCAGCAUGGCUUCUAGGACCAGUUAUUAAUUCGCUAUAUACUUUCCAAGGAACUAUAACGUCUACUUUUGCUAUCACAAAACUAAGACCCGUUGUUUCGAGCCUAGAAGAAUUGGAUAGAAAAACAUGGGUAAUACCAGUGACGACAAAAGGUUCAGCCGUACAAAUUUGUUUCAUGACAAGUCAGGAGUAUGCUAAUCUGUGGAAGAGAAUGCAGAAUAAUUCAAUUAUAUUUUCCGCAAAGACGGUGGAUGAGACAUUGCUUAAAGUUGAAAAAGGCACUCAUGUACUGAUCGUUGAUUAUAUCUAUGCUUUGAAUAUUGCUUCUAAUUGGGUAAAAAGAACUGGCCGAUGCAAAGUGCAAGUAGAGGAAGUUUUGUUCUGCCAGAACUUCAUAGCCUUAGCGCUUAGAAAAGGAUUUAAUGAGAAAGAUAUGAAACGAAUUAACCUCAGGCUCACAUACAUCUUACAAGCGAAACUGACAGACCACUGGUUGAAUCGAGUGUAUACCAACUACACUCAUUGUUCCAAGCAACCAUCAGAAGGAACUAAACCGCUUAACAUAACUGACAUCCUAGGAGGUUUUGUCUUAUGGGGAAUAGGAAUAGCAAGUUCUAUUCUUCUCUUAUUCGCAGAAGUCAUGUCUUCAAGAAAAGAGAAAAAAGCUCAAAUCAAUAAAUAUUUAUCAUCAUCAAAUGCUAGCUCUGCUGUGAAGUCAUCGAGUACUGCCCAACUAACUGAGCUAAAAAAUGCUCCGCAAGUAGGGGAUGAUGAAAUAAUCGUCGAAAAUGAAUGAAAGAGUGAAAUUGACCAAAAUCAAUGAAAUUGAGAGGUAAACUGCUAAAUUUAGUCUAAAAAUUAAGUGGAGUAACAAAGCAGCUAGUUUUUUUGUUAAGAAAACUUAGCUUUAUAAAUGUAGCUUUUUUUGUGUAAAAUUAUUUCCAUUCAUAUGUAUAUUCUGCUUAUUCUCUGUAAUUUUAUAAGCUUGGAAAAAAAAUUUUCCUUCAUGCCAUAAAUAGAAGCAAGAAGAAAUUAUUACUCAUGAACAAAAAGAUUUCAAAGUUGAUUGCGAAAAACUGAAUGCGAUAUACACACAUAUUGCUUUUAA
Messenger RNA from Stegodyphus dumicola, 1753 nucleotides. RefSeq names its product putative glutamate receptor. Gene Ontology annotation, molecular function: ligand-gated monoatomic ion channel activity. Lineage: Eukaryota; Metazoa; Arthropoda; Arachnida; Araneae; Eresidae. Gene Ontology annotation, cellular component: membrane. The record is from RefSeq and is a predicted model, not a curated record.